AUGCUCGGUCUGUUGCUGGCCCUCUCAUCGCUCCUUGUCUUAGUCCUUGGACGAUUCAAUCCUGAGCUUGCGAACAAAGUUUGCAGACUCAGCCCGGACGCAUCUGGUGGUGAUGACUCUCCGGCAAUUGUAACGGCCUUCGAGCGAUGCUCUGAGGACAGUACCAUCAUAUUUGAGAGCGGCACUUAUCAUAUUGAAAGUGUCAUGAACACGACUGGGUUGAAAAAUGUCAAGAUUGACAAUCGCGGCUAUCUUCUAUGGGGUACUGAUCUCGAUUAUUGGAGAAACAACAGCCUUCCACUAGGGUACCAAAAUCAGACAACGGCGUGGAGGCUCGGUGGAACUGAUAUCUUAUGGGUGGGGCACAAUAUUGGAACAUUUGACGGAAACGGGCAACUAUGGUACGACCUUGCGGCGGGAGCCUCGAACUUAGCGGGACGGCCUAUUAGUCUUGUCAUUACGAAUACAUCUGACUCCGUCUUCGAUGGCAUGCGAUUUGUUCAAUCCCAGUUUUGGUCCAUGGCAAUCACGUAUUCCGAGAAUCUCUUGCUCCAGAAUAUUUACGUCAAUAGUACUUCGAACAACUCGAACCCUGUACAGAAUACUGAUGGCGUUGAUACGUUUUAUUCCAACAAUUUGGUGUUCCGAAAUUGGACUGUCGAUAACGGAGAUGACGCCAUUUCUCCGAAGGCCAACUCCUCGAAUAUAUUAGUGCAGGAUUCACACUUCUACCAUAGCGGUGGCAUUGCGAUAGGCUCUAUUGGGCAAUACUUGGAAGUAUACGAAUUCAUCGAGAACGUACUUGCGGAGCGCAUCAUUUGCACAGAGUGCUCACAACCUGGGUAUGUCAAGACGUGGACUGGUAUUCAGAAAGGAUUCCCACCUAACGGUGGAGGAGGUGGAAUCGGAUAUGCUAGAAAUAUCACAUUCAGGGACUUUGAGGUGGGAAACUUGACUCGUUCCGCGGCGUACAUUACGCAAUGCACGUCAUACAACGGACAAACCGGUGGAUGCGAUACUUCGCAGUUCCAGAUUUCUGACAUUACCUGGGAGAAUAUCCGUGGGACUGUGGACACGGAUAUCCUUGCGGAAUUACAGUGCAGCGCCGCCGCUCCAUGUCCCGAGAUUAGCCUACUCGGGUUUGAUGCGGUCCAGACAAAUGGAUCUGGGAGGGAGAUUGAAUGUAGCAAUGUGGUUGAUCCUAUAGGGUUCCAGUGUACGAACUGA
Molecule: messenger RNA, 1227 nt
Organism: Fomitiporia mediterranea MF3/22
Lineage: Eukaryota; Fungi; Basidiomycota; Agaricomycetes; Hymenochaetales; Hymenochaetaceae
Product: pectin lyase-like protein
Exons: 6
Coding region: 1-1227 (408 amino acids)
Biological process (GO): carbohydrate metabolic process
Molecular function (GO): polygalacturonase activity
Source: RefSeq, a predicted model, not a curated record